Molecule: messenger RNA, 2035 nt
Organism: Elaeis guineensis (African oil palm)
Lineage: Eukaryota; Viridiplantae; Streptophyta; Magnoliopsida; Arecales; Arecaceae
Source: RefSeq, a predicted model, not a curated record
ACCGUCGCCCUUCUUUCCUCCCACCUUCCGCACAAUCCUUCCGACUGUUCCCAUUUAAACUCCCUCUCCAUUACCACCUUCCAACUCCCAACAAAAGCCUCUCAAAUGUCGUAGAAAACCAAAGAAAAGAAAGAAGAGUUGCAACAAAGAGAGGAGGAAGAAUAGAAGACCGGGGAGGUGGACAUGGAGGUGUUAGUGCCAUUGCAGGACUUCCACUUCGACAGCACGACCACCACCCCCUAUAUCAGUGCUCCAUCGAGCCCGGAGCGCUUCGGCGACCCCUUCGACCUCUAUUGCCACUACACCAGCGCUCCGACCAGCCCGACGCGCGCUGCCGCCAUCUACGCCCACGUCAACACCAUCUCCACCAAUAAUUCCCUUCGUUUUUCAUCUUCUUCCCCUUCUUCAGCAAUCCCUUUUGAUUGGGAGGAGAAGCCCGGCACACCGAAAGCCCGCUCCUCCGCCGCCACCACCGGUCAUGACAGCACCGAUCCAUUCGACUUCGCCUUUGAUUGCAGCGGGCAGCUCGACAAGGCUGCAGGGAUGACGCCAACAUUAUUAACAGCUGAUGAGCUCUUUGAGGAGGGGAAGAUUCGUCCACUUAAGCUUCCUCCUAGGCUCCAGUAUCCAGUCAUGGAAGAUAGAAGCAGCGUUGCCUCCUCUCCGCGAUCGCCCCGAUCCCCUAAGCCUAAGGGGCUUUGGUCUCCCCUCCACCGAGGGAGGGGAAGAAAGGGAGAAGAGUUCGACCCCUUCACUGCAGCGAUGGUGGAAGCAACAACAGAGAGAGGGAGGGAUAGAGCUCCCACCUCCCCCUCUUUUGCUUCCUCAAGAAGCAGGAAGGGGUCGAGAUCACUCUCUCCCCUGAGAGGAGGAGGAAGAGGAGGAUUCUUUCAAAAGUGUCUGAAUUCCCCUCCUCCUACCACUGCCACAACUUCCACCACCACUCCGAAGAGUGGUGGAAGCAAGAAGUGGCGGCUGAGGGACUUGCUCCUGUUCCGCAGCGCAUCGGAAGGACGCGCCAUCGGAAACAGGAGCAAGGACCCUCUCCGAAAGUAUACAUUACUAUUCACAUCCAUCUCCCCAUCUUUAUCGUUACCGGUAUCGAAGAAGAAUGGCUUAGGUGGGGGAGAGGACCCGAGGAAUUCAAGCUUCAGGUCGGUUGACAGCGAUGGGUCAAUGCGAAGGGGGAACCGAUCGGCGGUCUCUGCACAUGAGAUGCACUAUGCCGUGAACCGGGCUGCGACAGAGGAGAUGAAGAAGACGCCGCUGCCUUACCGACAGAAUCUCUUCAGCUGCCUCCGCUUCAACCCGGCUGUCAACAGGAUUGCCAGGGGGUUCGGCAGCUCGUUCACCCACGGCCGAUCCUCAUGAAAUUAACCAGAUGACUGCUCGUGUGUGCCUAUGGAUUUAUUCUUUCGGAUUCAUGUAAAACCUCCUUCUUUUUCCCUUGUUCCUGAAUUGGGAAUGUGAUCAUCAUUUUGAUGGUACGUUAUGUACGUAUGUCCUUCCUUCCUUUUUUUUUGGUUACAUGUUGUAAUGAGAAGAUUUGAGUCCAUAUAUACGAGUUUUGUUUGCUUCAAUGCUUUGAAACUGGGAGAAUUCUUUUCAGCAGAUACUGAUAUAAGAGCUGGUAACUGUUAGGAAUGGAAAUGAAUGCUGAUAUAAAUGGAAGGACAGGGAUGUUUUUUUCCACUCUCAAAAGGCAUAGCCAGAAAAGCUUAGUAUUGUAAUUUAAUGGGCAUAAUCAUUCAUUGGAGUACUCCGCAUGGAAUGGCAUGAACUGACUAGAUAUGGUUGGCUAGUAUUGGCCCUUGAAAACCAUUCAAGUGGGUCUUUUUCUAAUCACCUAGUUUGGUUGCAGAGGGACAAGUUCACGGUGGCAUUUGAGGACAGGUAAUAUCAAAUCAACCACAGACUUAAUCCCAACCUCGAUUUCUUCUACUUGAGCAGGAAAAAUCCCAAAGAGAGGCACAGCAAUAAAUGGAGCUCUGCUUUCUGUGACAGAAUAGUCUGCAAGAAGAUGGAAGCCAAAAGU